Messenger RNA from Fusarium fujikuroi IMI 58289, 1488 nucleotides. RefSeq lists its product as uncharacterized. The coding region runs from base 1 to 1488 and encodes 495 amino acids. NCBI's taxonomy places the organism in Eukaryota, Fungi, Ascomycota, Sordariomycetes, Hypocreales, Nectriaceae. The transcript is spliced from 3 exons. The record is from RefSeq and is a predicted model, not a curated record.
AUGCGACAUCAUGAUGGCCCGUUUGAGUUACCACUACCGGAGGACAAUGCUACUGCAAUGCAAAUCAUGUGUUCUGUCAUUCACUUCCAGAACGAUAAGAUCCCGCAGACCCUCCCCGCUAGCGACGUCCUUGCUGUCGCCAUCGCCGCAGACAUGUACGAUUGCACGAAAGCCCUACAAUUUGCCAGCAAGUCAUGGCUCCGGGAAUUAAAAGCGAAACCGGAGGACCUUAUGCUUCUUGCCGCCGCGGCAUACCUCGUCCGUAAUGCCCAAUCGUUCAGGGAAAUCACUGCUGCUUUAGUCCUCAACCAUCACGGGUCUUAUGUCGCUCUCUCUGGGGAAGAUACUGCUUCCAUCAUGCCCUGGGAGGUAUUAUACUUGCUGGAAGAGCAAAGAGGCUUUGCAAAGCUGCAAUUGGCAGAGCUUCUUAUCAGCGGAGUCAGCCUUGCGAACUGCGAUUACAAAUGUGGAUGGACAGGCAGAUAUGCUUAUGAAUACAUAUGGAAAUUGGAUUUCGACUGGCUUUGGCCUGUGCACCUCUCUAAACAGUCUAUCACGGCGGCGCUACAGAAGACGGAGACAAUGUCUGAUCCGCUCCCUUGGGAAGAAAGCGUUCCUUGUACCGACGCUCGCCACCACCAUGAAGCCAUCGCCGCCACCAGCUCAAUCACCAGCCUCCUCGACUUCUCUCUUUCGGUCAUCAAGACCCUACGCAGGGCAAGCAACGCAUUCAUCGACGCCCCUCAAAUAAUUUCGAACGUGUCGAUUCAACUUGAUGAUUUACAAGAGGUCUUGGAGGUAGUUCAAAAAGAACGUGAACUUCAAGCUGACUCGGUCGAAGCCGAACUCGCUAGAUUGAAGGUCACCCUUGGACAAUUAGAGGCCGUCUAUAGCAAGCUGGACAAAAGGGCAAACAAAAAUGGGAUUAAACAGUUUAUGCAUACGCUCUGGGAUCAUGACCGAGAUGUCGAAGAAAUCAGGGAGAUCUUGGGCCGAAUCGGAUCCCACCAGGAAUCUCUUACUAUCCGCAUUUUGGUCAUCAAUGCAGGACUAGUCGGGACCUUGAGAGAUGGUUAUCAUUUGAACGGCGCAACUUUGACUCGAGUCGAUCAGAAUGUCGCCAAGGCUCUAGGCGAAGGCGUCCGCAUUAGGCGAGUCUUGGAAGAUCGAUCACUUCUCUCCAUCGAAGGGAAUGAAGAAUUAGCCAAUUCGAGCGGUGCUGACAGGGCGACUAUUAGGGAAGCCACUGCAAACAUUUCCUCAGAGGCAUCCGCGGACAUGGAGAAAUACGUUACUCGAAGACUGAAGGCUGGCGACGGUUUCAUAUACCACGAGGGGGAUUUGGGAUUGGACUUCUCAAACACCACAAAACAGAAGUCGGUCAUGGAGGACAUUGAGCUUGGCAAAGAAUCGUCUGUCACUCGUGGCAAUAUUUCCAAGGAUGCUUCAGAAGCGUUUAUUGCAGGCUUAUGGGGUCGACGAUCCUGA